Molecule: messenger RNA, 2180 nt
Organism: Helianthus annuus (common sunflower)
Lineage: Eukaryota; Viridiplantae; Streptophyta; Magnoliopsida; Asterales; Asteraceae
Product: probable inactive ATP-dependent zinc metalloprotease FTSHI 3, chloroplastic
Exons: 7
Coding region: 243-2000 (585 amino acids)
Biological process (GO): proteolysis
Cellular component (GO): chloroplast thylakoid
Molecular function (GO): ATP hydrolysis activity; ATP-dependent peptidase activity; ATP binding
Source: RefSeq, a predicted model, not a curated record
CACCUUUCUUGAGACGCACGGAACCUCUAGAACCCUCCACCGCACCGUCACCAGCCACCACCACCUUCACCUGCGAAACCUUUCACCGUCACCGUCACACCUGACAUUGCUCUUUCAAUUCUCAUGCACGCUUCACCACUCCAUAUUUCCCGUCAUUAAACGCGUGUUUAAACGUACCUUGCAGCGCACGUUACACCUUAUUAUACGGCGGCAAAACCAUCACACACACCACCGGAACCCUAAUGUCGAUGGCGAACCUUUUCUUGACGCCCUCACCGUUGAUCUUCACCUCAAAAUCCACAAAAUAUUCUGAUUCUCGACCCAAAAAGUCUUUCCUUUAUACGCCGCCAACCUCCUCUUUCACAAUUCCCCUGACUCAUCGUCGUGUUGUUCAUAUGCAUGAUGCAGAACCGGUUUCUGCACUGGUUAAGGAACAUAAAGGUUUCGGUGGAAAAACGAAUUGGGCUGAGUUAUCCGGAUUGAGUUCAUUGUGGUUUCGGGAUGAUAAGGCGCAAACAGAUGAAAAGGAAAAGUUUCAAUGUCAGUUGGUGAAAGAAGGCAAUGUUGCAGAAACCGAAGACGACACGCGGGCUGCAAAAACAAGGAGUAAGAAAAGCAAGAAGAGGUCAUUAGGGACAAAGAUAUACACGGUUAUAGUUACAACUACGUUUUGCGUAGUCGUAACAGUUUUCUCCUUCGCUCUUCCAAAGAAAGUAUUGUCACGUCACACGAUUGUUCCAUACUCGGAUCUAGUUGGCGGCAUUCGUGACGGGAGUGUGAUACGCGUCCAGUUUGUGGAGAACUCGCGCGUGAUCUAUUACAACACCAAACCGACCGUUGACCAAGAAGCUGAAACUCCACAAACCGAAACAGGACAGAUGAGAUUAUCGAAAGCGUUCGAGCCCAAGUGGAAGUUUCAUACCAGAAACGUCGGAGAUGAAAAGCAUCAGCUUAUCAGGAUGCUUAAAGAUCACGGGAUAACAUACGGGUCAGACCCAGAACUUGUUUCCAAUUUGGUGAAGAACUUCUUUUUAAACAUGUUACAAUUAGCCCCGUAUUGGUUAAUGUUGGGUGUUCAAGGGUAUCAGCUUUACGUUCAACAUGGCCUUGGGAGAAUGAAGAAAAGAAAACCGAGUAAGAAACAAUCGGUAACGUUUGACGAUGUUGAAGGUGUCGAUUCUGCGAAAGCUGAACUUCUUGAGAUUGUUUCGUGCAUUAACGAAGAUAGUAAAUACAUGAAACUCGGGGCGAAAUUACCGAGAGGGGUUUUGCUUGCGGGUCCUCCAGGAACCGGAAAAACUUUGCUGGCCCGGGCUGUGGCAGGGGAAGCCGGAGUCUCGUUUUUUUCCAUUUCCGCUAGCGAAUUAGUAGAGGUUUUUGUUGGUACAGGAGCUGCUCGUGUUAGAGAUAUCUUCCAAGAGGCGAGAAAACACGCACCGUCUAUUAUUUUCAUCGACGAGAUUGACGCUGUUGGUGGCCAACGCGGAAGAACUUUGAAUUGCGAACGUGACCAGACGUUAAACCAGCUUUUGACCGAGAUGGACGGGUUCGAUAAGGAUGCAAGUGUGGUGGUUAUAGCGGCUACUAACCGGCCCGAGACACUGGAUUCGGCUUUGAUGAGACCGGGUCGGUUUUCCCGGAAAGUACUCGUCGGUGAACCCGAUGAAGAAGGUAGACGAAAGAUUUUCGCUUUAUAUAUGCGAGAUGUCCCGAUGAAGGAAGACAAAGAAGCGAUAUGUAGUCUUGUUGCUUCACGUACCGCGGGGUUAGUUGGGGCCGAUCUUGAAAACAUAGCUCACGAAUCGGUACUACUUGCCGCCCGUAGAGAUGGUGAUUUUGUGACGAGUGACGAUGUUCUUCAAGCCGUCGAGAGGGCCACGAAGAAGAUCUAUGCUGAUGCUGAUGAUGCUAACGAAACUAAACCGCCGUAUUCUUCUAGAUCAAUGACGCAAGCACCCGCGCAGUACGAGGGUGGAGCCAUGGGGUUCGGGUUCCGUUAACCGGGCGGUUACAGUUCCUUAAAACAUUGUUCAUUUCAUCUUGGUUUUUAUAAUGAGUCUGGUUAUAUUCUCCCAAAUAUAUAUUUAUCUGGUUGUGGAGAUAUAGUUAGUUAAAGAUAACCUAUAAACAUUAGUCAUUUCAUUUUUUUUAAACUAUAUAAUUGUGGUUGAAUCAUCAAA